AUGGCCAAGGUUUUGGUUCCAGUGGCGGAUGGCUCCGAGGAGAUUGAGACCACUUGCAUCACCGACACCCUCACACGCUGCGGCUGCCAGGUGACGGUGGCCAGCGUGAUGCCGGGAAAGCUUCAGGUGAAGAUGUCGCGAGGCAUUAAUGUAGUGGCGGACUGCGCCAUUGAGGACUGCAAAGGCACCGAGUGGGAUGCAAUUGCGCUUCCAGGAGGCAUGCCGGGAGCAGAGCAUCUGCGAGACUGCGCUGCGCUGACCGAGCUCCUCAAGGAUCAAUCCGGAAAGGGCAAGGUCACAGCUGCCGUCUGCGCGUCGCCAGCAGUCGUGUUCGGCACACAUGGCCUGCUCCCAGAGAAGUCGACGUGCUAUCCGAAGUUCAAGGAUGUGGUCGGAGCCGGCUGGCAGGACGCACAAGCCGUGAUGGACGGCCACAUCAUCACGAGCCAGGGCCCUGGCACUUCGAUCCAGUUCGCACUGAAGAUCGGCGAGAAGCUUUGUGGCAAGGACAAAGCUGUCGAGGUCGCCAAGGGCAUGCUGGUGGACUAUGUCGUUUGA
Molecule: messenger RNA, 558 nt
Organism: Symbiodinium sp. CCMP2592
Lineage: Eukaryota; Dinophyceae; Suessiales; Symbiodiniaceae
Source: the annotation of a GenBank genome assembly